GAGCUCUAUCCGCAGCUUCGAGAUGCACUAUGCACCCAUGGCUUUCUCUACGCUAUCAAUCAUGGUUAUACACAAGCUCAGCAUGACAGGAUCUUCAACAUAGCUGGCAUUCCUUUUAACAACGUGUCUCCAGAUGAAAAGAAGAUGUACGCCGAUAUCGAGAAAGUCGGGUAUUACGCAGGUUAUAAACCUCGUCAAUUCUGGAAAGUCGACACGGAUAAUCAAAUUCUCGAUCAGAUUCUCCAUCCGAUCCUUCGGUCAGUUCUACUGCAAGUCCCUUCUCAAUGUUUUAGCUUACGAGCACCAUUAUACAGCUUGAUUGUGUUAAGCCUCGAGCUGCCCGAGGAGACUUUGGUGGAAAAACACAAUUUUGAUCGAACGGGAGAAACCUCUGUCAGGUUCAUAAAAUACUACAGGUGCUCAAAUGACGAAGAAGAAAAAUCAAAGAAUGUCUGGUUGAAGGGACACACAGACAUCGGCAGCAUCACCGUUCUAUGGAGCCAGCCUAUUGGGGGCCUGCAAAUCAUGGCUCCUGACAGCAAAUGGAAAUGGGUUCGACACAUUGACGAUGGUCAUCGAUACAGGUGGAUACUGCAAGCCUACGAUCCACUGUGUCAUCCAGCCCCCCCCCCCCCCUCAGACCAAUGUGCCUACGACCGUUUGGGUGCAUACUAUUUCGCGAUGCCAGACAACGACAUUCGUUUGCUGCCAUGUGCUGAAAGCCCUGUGUUAAAGCGACAGUGUCUUGAUGACGAUUCGUCAUUGUGCGAGACAUGGAGGAAGGAAAGGACAAUGUUGUAUGGGAGGACUGGUCUCAAGAGUGGGGUAGAACGUGGUGUUGAGGAGGAGGUCAUCGAGGGGAUCGUGGUGAAGCAUUAUAAUUGA
Molecule: messenger RNA, 885 nt
Organism: Suillus discolor
Lineage: Eukaryota; Fungi; Basidiomycota; Agaricomycetes; Boletales; Suillaceae
Exons: 7
Source: RefSeq, a predicted model, not a curated record